This is a messenger RNA of Brassica napus (rape), 729 nucleotides long. RefSeq names its product protein translation factor SUI1 homolog 1-like. The transcript is spliced from 5 exons. The record is from RefSeq and is a predicted model, not a curated record. Gene Ontology annotation, molecular function: translation initiation factor activity; RNA binding. Bases 172 to 513 code for a protein of 113 amino acids. Lineage: Eukaryota; Viridiplantae; Streptophyta; Magnoliopsida; Brassicales; Brassicaceae. Gene Ontology annotation, biological process: translational initiation.
ACCCAACAAGAGAUUGAAGAUACGUUUUCAGACCGAAGUAUCUCAUCACCUCUUCCUCCCGUUACUUUUGUCUCCACCAGAACAGAAGUUGCAGACUUUAUCCGAAUCUAGGGUUUAUUCGAAUCAGGUCUCAGCUUCUGUGUCGUUUGCCCAUCAGAUCAACAAAGUUUCAUGUCUGAACUUGAUUCCCAGGUCCCUACUGCCUUCGACCCGUUUGCUGAUGCGAAUGCUGAGGACUCAGGUGCGGGAACAAAAGAGUACGUCCACAUCCGUGUGCAGCAGCGCAAUGGUAGGAAAAGCUUGACAACCGUCCAGGGGCUGAAGAAAGAGUAUAGUUACAGCAAGAUACUUAAGGACCUCAAGAAAGAGUUUUGUUGCAACGGAACAGUGGUUCAAGACUCUGAACUCGGACAGGUUAUUCAGCUUCAAGGAGACCAGAGGAAGAACGUCUCCACGUUCCUAGUCCAGGCUGGCCUUGUGAAGAAGGACAACAUCAAGAUCCAUGGUUUCUGAGCUGCUUUGUCCCUAGUUUGCUUUAUUCUGUUAUAGUGUAUCACACUAUCGUUCUCCCUCCCUUUCCAAAACAUUUCCUCAACUUCUUCUUUGAUCUCUUGUGUUGCUUGGUUUUGUUUCGGUUUAGACUCGGUAUGAUACUAAGAGACUACCAUCUAUGUAACCUUGUGUUACUCUUGCUACUUGUUUAAUAAAAAUAGAUAUGAAAUUGAAUCA